This is a messenger RNA of Lactuca saligna, 423 nucleotides long. Lineage: Eukaryota; Viridiplantae; Streptophyta; Magnoliopsida; Asterales; Asteraceae. The record is from the annotation of a GenBank genome assembly.
AUGAUUGAUUCAAUAAUAGAUGAAAAUGUUGCUUUGAUUUCUAACCCUUUGGCUCCUUUAAUGGAAGCAGUUAAGAAUGAAUUUGUAGAGACCAUACUUGCUGAUAAUAUAGAGUUGCCGCCAGCUCUAAUUGAGAAGCUUAAGGAGAUUAAACUGAAGACAUUGAAAGUGCACGUGUAUGAGAGUGAUUGCUUACAGGUGGGGGACCUCAAGUAUGUAGGUAAUCUGACCAAACAAAGUGUGGUUGGAUUUGGAGAAGUGUUUGGACAUGAGCAUAGUUAUGUUACCCUAUAUGGUGUGGCUGAUUUUCUUAACCAACAUAUCAACAAAGGUGAGAGCAGGAAAGGUAGAAUGGGUGUGAGGGUUCUCGAGAAUGUGUUUUGGAGUUUGAACAUCUUCACAUAUUGGGGUGCUGCAUACUGA